CUCCCUACCUCAAGAAAUUGCUGAUGGAUUUUAAACCAAUCUUGGACAAAGUGAAAUGAAUUCUAGGAUCUUCCGUUUACGAGUUUGAAGAGGGGGAAAGUCUAGGAGGCCAGCAACUUUGUUAAAUUCUGGCCAGCAUAUAACUAGCAAAGAAAAGUGAGUCAUUGGAUGAAAUGUCACACCAAUCUUACACCAUUAAAACCAUCAUUGAUGACUAUUUGAUAGCUAUAAAUCACAAAAAUUGAUGCCCCUAACAUUCCUCUUGAAGAGGAGAUAGUGAACUCCAUGGCUUCACUGAGCUGUAUCCUUACCAUUGGACCCCUUGUGUCACCUUAUUUGUUAGGACAAAAAGAAAGUGAAGAUUCUGAUGAUCUUAGUGAAAAUUUUUUGAGACCAGAAGAUUCUUGUCUACAAUGGCUUAAUGAAAAGGCAACUAGUUCGGUUAUCUACGUGGCAUUUGGUAGUUUAAUGGAGUUUUCACAGAAGCAAAUGGAUAACAUCGCAACUGCUUUGAAGAACACAAAGAAACCAUUUCUCUGGGUGAUUACGCCACAGAAGGGUGGUGCUGAAUUGCCGCAAGGGUUCUUGGAAGAAAUCAAAGAAAUGGGGUUAGUGGUGACAUGGUGCCCUCAGGCGAAGGUGCUAAUGCACCCUGCGGUGGCUUGCUUUGUAAGCCACUGCGGGUGGAACUCAACCCUGGAAGCGGUAACGGCCGGCAUACCGAUCGUUGCCCUUCCAAACUGGUUGGAUCAACCGACGAAUGCUAAGCUUGUAGAAAAUGUGUUUAAGACUGGGGUGAGGAUGAGGAUUGGGGAAGAAGAAGAUGGGGUUGCGAGCGCUGAAGAGGUUGAGAGGUGCAUUACGGAAGUCAUGGAGGGUCCCAUGGCUGAAGAGAUUAAGAUGAGAGCAGUGGGGCUAAAAGAGGUUGCACGGAAAGCGAUGGUGGAUGGUGGUUCGUCAGAUAGAAAUAUCAAUCGGUUUGUCACCGAAAUUUCUGGAAAAUCCACUUAGAAUAGUCAAGUUGCAUUUGAAAAAUACAGUCUUCUAUCCUAAUAAAUUAGUCCUUAUAUACUUUUCAAUCCCAUGCUUCAUCACGUUUCUUGUAAUAGUUUGGCGACAUAGUGAUAGAAAGUUUUGUGCAUAGGAAACUGCAUGCGUAGGCACUUUUUGUGUGCGUACACAUCAGUAGUCUCAUGUGAC
Messenger RNA from Arachis ipaensis, 1200 nucleotides. The record is from RefSeq and is a predicted model, not a curated record. Lineage: Eukaryota; Viridiplantae; Streptophyta; Magnoliopsida; Fabales; Fabaceae.